This is a messenger RNA of Iphiclides podalirius (scarce swallowtail), 2676 nucleotides long. The record is from the annotation of a GenBank genome assembly. NCBI's taxonomy places the organism in Eukaryota, Metazoa, Arthropoda, Insecta, Lepidoptera, Papilionidae.
AUGGCAGCAACCAGCAAGCCCUACGAAAAACUGCUAAAAGACAUACAGAUUGGCGGCAAAUCAUUCAAAUAUUACGAUCUCUCAGCUCUAGGAAGUAAAUAUGAGCGUCUCCCGUUCAGCAUCAGGGUGCUGCUGGAGUCGUGCGUGCGGAACUGCGACAACUUCCAGGUCCUCGAGAAGGACGUCCAGAAUGUCCUCAACUGGGAACAGAACCAGGCGGUGGAGGGGGGAGUCGAGAUCUCCUUCAAACCGGCGAGGGUCAUCCUCCAGGACCUGACUGGUGUACCGGCCGUGGUCGACUUCGCAGCGAUGCGGGACGCGGUCAAAGAGCUCGGUGGGGACCCAGACAAGAUCAACCCCAUCUGCCCAGCCGAUCUGGUGAUAGAUCACUCUGUGCAGGUGGACUUUGCCAGGACAGAGGACGCUUUGAAUAAGAACCAGGAGUUGGAGUUUCAGAGGAACAAGGAGAGGUUCCAAUUCCUGAAGUGGGGAGCACAAGCAUUCGACAACAUGUUGAUAGUCCCACCGGGCUCCGGUAUAGUGCAUCAAGUCAACUUGGAGUACCUCGCUCGUGUCGUCUUCACCAAUGGCAUGCUCUACCCUGACUCUGUCGUGGGCACGGACAGCCACACUACCAUGAUCAACGGGCUGGGUGUGGUCGGGUGGGGAGUUGGUGGAAUCGAGGCGGAAGCCGUUAUGCUGGGCCAGGCGAUCAGCAUGCUGCUGCCGAAGGUCGUCGGCUACAAGCUGGUGGGGGAGCUCAGUCCACUCGCCACGUCCACCGAUCUGGUGCUCACCAUCACCAAGCACCUGCGCUCGCUCGGCGUGGUGGGCAAGUUCGUCGAGUUCUUCGGCGAGGGCGUCGCCGCCCUCAGCAUAGCGGACCGCGCCACGGUGGCCAACAUGUGUCCAGAGUUCGGCGCGACGGUGGCCCACUUCCCGGUCGACCAGCGCACGCUGGGCUACCUGCUGCAGACCAACCGCUCCGAGGAGAAGAUCCGUCUCAUCGAGGAGUACUUGCGCGCCACAAAGCAGUUCCGGGACUACACCAACACCGACCAGGAUCCGGUAUUCUCCGAGGUUGUGGAAUUGGAUCUUGCAACGGUGGUCACUUCAGUGAGUGGUCCAAAGAGGCCCCAAGACAGAGUUUCGGUCUCCGUGAUGAAGAAGGACUUCAGAGACUGUCUUGUAAACAAGGUCGGCUUCAAGGGAUACGGGCUGACGCCGCAGCAGUUGACAGCCUCCGGGAGUUUCACCUUCAGCGACGGACAGACAUACACCAUCACCCACGGCUCCGUGAUAAUAGCCGCCAUCACCUCUUGCACCAACACUUCUAACCCGACCGUGAUGUUGGGCGCGGGUCUACUCGCCAAGAAGGCCGUGGAGAAUGGUCUGAGCGUGUUGCCAUACAUCAAGACUUCUCUAUCGCCUGGGUCCGGCGUCGUCACCUACUAUCUGAAGGAGUCUGGCGUCGUCCCGUACCUGGAGAAGCUGGGCUUCAACGUGGUAGGCUACGGCUGCAUGACCUGCAUCGGCAACUCUGGCCCCAUAGACGACAACAUCGCGAACACCAUAGAGAAGAACGAGCUGGUCUGCUGCGGCGUGCUAUCCGGCAACAGGAACUUCGAGGGCAGGAUCCAUCCGAACACGCGAGCCAACUAUCUGGCGUCCCCCCUGCUCGUGAUAGCGUACGCCCUCGCCGGGACCGUGGACAUCGACUUUGAGAAGCAAGCGCUGGGGAAGAGGGCGGACGGCAGCGAGGUGUUCCUGAGGGACAUCUGGCCCACCAGGGCCGAGAUCCAGCUGGUGGAGGACAAGCACGUGAUCCCGGGCAUGUUUAAGGAGGUGUACGAGAGGAUCGAGCUCGGAUCCCCAGCGUGGCAGGCCCUGGACGUGCCCAAGGGGAAGCUGUACAACUGGGACCCCAACUCCACUUACAUCAAGAAGCCCCCGUUCUUCGACGGAAUGACCAAGGAGCCGCCCGUGGCGAGGGGCGUGGAGGGCGCGCGCUGCCUGCUGCUGCUGGGCGACUCGGUGACGACGGACCACAUCUCGCCCGCUGGCUCCAUCGCGCGCAACUCGCCCGCCGCGCGAUACCUCGCCGCCAGGGGCCUCACCCCGCGCGAGUUCAACUCGUACGGCUCGCGUCGAGGCAACGACGCUGUUAUGUCGCGCGGCACCUUCGCCAACAUCCGGCUGGUGAACAGGCUCAGCCCGAACCCUGGACCCAGAACCACCCACCGGCCCAGCGGCGACCUCAUGGACAUAUACGACGCGGCCGAGAGGUAUGCAUCGGAGAAUGUUCCUCUGAUAGCGAUAGUUGGGAAGGACUACGGCUCCGGCUCCAGCCGCGAUUGGGCCGCCAAGGGCCCCUUCUUGCUGGGCAUCCGCGCCGUGAUCGCGGAGUCGUUCGAGCGCAUCCACCGCUCGAACCUGGUGGGCAUGGGCGUGGUGCCGCUGCAGUUCCUCGAGGGGCAGAGUGCCGACUCGCUGCGGCUGGACGGCACGGAGCGCUACUCGCUGCGGCUGCCGGAGAGGCUGGCCCCGGGCGAGCUGGCCACGGUGCAGGUGGACAACGGCAAAUCGUUCCAGGUGAAGAUACGCUUCGACACGGAAGUGGAUCUGACCUACUUCCGGCACGGCGGCAUCCUGAACUACAUGGUGAGGAAGAUGCUC